Messenger RNA from Alternaria viburni, 1587 nucleotides. RefSeq lists its product as uncharacterized. The record is from RefSeq and is a predicted model, not a curated record. NCBI's taxonomy places the organism in Eukaryota, Fungi, Ascomycota, Dothideomycetes, Pleosporales, Pleosporaceae. The transcript is spliced from 3 exons. The coding region runs from base 1 to 1587 and encodes 528 amino acids.
AUGCCAAACAUCUCGCCCGCGAGCCUGUCAUCAAGGAAGAAGUACAGUCUGGGCGACUUUGUUCAGUAUGCUACAGGCAAACAUGAGGACCAAUAUGCCGCGGUCGCCGAUCUCAGCAUAUACAAGUUCGCCGACAAAGCAUAUCUGGACGAGAACAACACACCUUGCCGCCAGCAUAUGCUCCUCGUCGGUCACUAUUGGCGAAAGAGCGGCGGUCGGCCUGCGUGGGCACAUGCGACUGGCACUCACAUACGCUACUAUUCGGGUGAGGGAAUUCAGGUCAACCCACUGAUCCAGGACAUCCAAUCCUCCAAGGUCUACUACGGAACGCCCUUCGACGCGAUGAGCGGCGUUCACGACUCCAGCAACACCAAGCCUCGUAUGACUACAGAACGCAAGCUCGAGCGGGCUUUGGUCGAGUCUGUCAUUAACUUCAUAUUCCUCAAGAAGGGCCAUCUGGUACGGGCGUUGGAUCUGGAGAGUCCGGACAUGCUUGGAAGCUUUAGACUGGCGUGCAGGAACUUUGCGCAAUACCAGAAGAUGCCUCGGACUGACACGAGAUCUCUGGAUGAAGAACUUCUGGACAUCCAGGCAGAAAACGCAGCAGUACAGGAGCAGGCUCAGUUCAUCCAAGGAUACAGCGGCGGCAACGGUCUUGCGUUCAGAAGCGGGCCCUCGGCCUUGACGCUCCCUGCCAAACGCUCCUUCGUAGACAUGACGGACAGCGCAUCUGAUGAUGCAUCGCAGGGCUCCAACAAACGUUCAUCUCCACUCGAGUCUGCUGCUAUGACCCACGAAGCAGAAAUAUACGCUGGAUUGGAACAAGAGGUGCAGGCUCUCAGAGCUAAGCUUGAACAACAGGAAGCCAAGAUCGAUGCAUCCGAGACUGAGGUCAUGCGGCAAAAGGCGAAGAGACGAACCUUACGAACUCAACGAGACGAAUGGAAAGAGAAGUACAUCACCCAACAGGGUCUUGCUCAGAUAGAGGCCCAAGGCGUCAAACAAGAGGAAGGGAGUGAAGAUUGGAAGGGGAUGUUGUUCGAACAAGAAAGAAAGACUGAGCAUUACAAGCUCAAGUACAUUGCGCUGAAAGAGGAGAAAAAGGUAUGGACGACGCAGGUUUUGGGGCAAGAGAAGGUAACUACAGAGCCCGAGGAUGGGGAUACCAGCAGAGAGCCCAUUCGUAUACGGGAAAGUGAAGAGAUCGAGAACUCCGGUGAAAACAUCCUGCAAGAGGCCAGCACAAAUCCAGAGACCAGUCGUCAAAUUGAAGUCAGCCUGGGAAAGGGCACGCGAAGAGAUAUGAGGUCGAAGCUGAUCAAGUAUUGGGAUGAAAACAGAGUGCCUGAGAGGUGGGCUGACUACAGCAAAUACCCAUCCAUCUUGUCUCGAAGGCAUGAAAUAUUGACGAGACUCUAUCGUGUAUUCCAGGGACUACUCAAGAGCGAGAAAGCUAGGGGUGUUGAUAUGGACAAUUCAGAGGUGCGGAGGACAUUGUACAAGGAAGCGGUUGAGCAGAUGGAUCAGACAUUGCAGCGAGAGGUGGCUGGUAUUGCGAUCAAGGGGCAAGCGGCUGCGGCGGUGUAG